GCUGCUAAACGCUCAGACUGCAGGUAACUCAAACUGUGUAGUCUGAUUGGCUGUGGGACACAGGAAGGAUCCAUCCACAUCGGACAGGGUUUGGUAAAAGAUCAGUUCCAGACUACAGCUGACACCCACAGUGAGAAAAACCAUUACAAACAUACACUAGAAGUCAUCUACUGAGUAAUUAAUGUCUCAGUCACCAACCACAGAGGGGAGAGAGAUGCUCUGUCAGGGCUUUUCUCUGGAAAGCAGCAGGGCAGAGCACACUGGAGGCCUUGAUGGAGGCAGCGGGUCUUUAAACAAGCCUGAGAAUUGCAGUUUUCCCUCAGACAUAUCUCCAGCUCUCAGAUUGGUGGCUUUAAGGCGCACAUGGGAUUUGAAAAACAAUCACUUCGCAGCGCCCAAAUUGAAAAUCUUCUUGCCACCUGGACUUCAGGAAGAUAACUCAAACUCGUCUGCACAAUGUGAUCCAGAUAAAAGCAAAGGAGGAGAAGAGAAUGCGGUUGGGGAGGAAUUGCAGAGUGAACGAUUCCAGUCAAAGUACAUUCAUAUUUGCCCACUGUAUCAGGAUUACUGUCUGCAGACAAUGAAAGAUGAUCUACACAGACUCAAAGACGGUUUGUUGUCUGAACUGAUAACUCCCAAGUAUCUGCAAAGCCUGCAGACACCGAUGACUCGUGCUGAAAGCCCUCAGCGAAGCACUCGUCAUGCAACUCCUCGAUCUCAGCCUAUUAGGGUGACUCCAUUUACACUCUGGCAAGACCUGGAUGAGGUGAAGGCAUCUGGUCUACUCAGCAGCUUGACAGCCAGAGAGAUUCGCCUUCAAGAGACCAUGUUCGAGCUCAUCGGCUCAGAAGCAUCUUACCUAAGGAGCCUCGGCGUGGCCGUAAAUCACUUUUAUAAGUCACAGGAACUGAAGCAGACUCUGUCUCAAACAGAACAUCACAUUUUGUUUUCCAAAAUUCAACACGUGAUGGUGGCCAGUGAAAAGUUUCUUACGGAUUUGGAAAGCCGACUGGGAGAGAAUGUGUUGAUCUCUCAAGUUGGCGACGUCGUCCUCCAGCACUGCAAACAUUUCCAGAAUCUCUAUGUGCCGUAUGUGACGAAUAUGAUGUACCAAGAGGCCCUUAUCAACGAAAAGCAGCAGCACAACAGAAUUUUUCUGUAUACCCUGAAGAAACUCGAGAGUGACCCAGUGUGUCAAAGGAAGACCCUCAAGUCCUUCCUUGUCCUUCCCUUCCAGAGAAUUACUCGCAUUAAGCUUCUGCUGGAGAGCAUCCUGAAACUGACUGAGCCAGACUCUGACUCGGUUUCAAACCUCAAAAAAGCGAUAGACGCUAUUCAUGAGAUAGUGACAGAGUGUGACAAGGGGGUCCGAAAAAUGAAACAGAUUGAGGAGCUGGUCUGCCUCGAAAUGCUGCUGGAUUUUGGAAAAGUUAAGUCAGUUCCUCUGGUCACAAGCAAGCGUUUCCUGGUGCACCACGGAGCCCUGAAACAGCUGAACAAGGAGAGCACUUAUAACUUAAGAAUGUCAUUCGUCGGCGUCUACCUCCACCUCUUCAAUGACCUUUUGAUCGUCUCUAUGAAAAAAGAUGAGCGCUUUAAAGUGAAGGAUCAUGCUCAAUUCCCAGAACACGUGAGCGUUCAGCCUGUGAAGGCUGAAGUCCUGGGUCUGCCCUCAUACUCCUUCCUGCUACAUCUCUCUAAAACUCAAACAGGACAUCCAACUGCAAUGAUAAUUGCUACAGACACAAGGUCGGAGAAAGAAGCAUGGAUGAAGGCGCUGUCAUCGAGACACUGACCUUUCAGCAGCUUUUAGAUUUUAAAGAUGAAACUUGGCUACAUGUAACUGACAACUGAAACAAUGUUAACUUGUUCACUUUAAGGUUCAUCUGUGGUUCAGUCUACACUUUGCACUGUUCUUGGUGAAGAUGCACUCAGUGUGCUUUGUGUUCAAAUGUCCACUAACCUCACGAUGAGCUAGAUCAUCGCUACAGACGCUUUUGUUGUUUCUGACUU
Molecule: messenger RNA, 2013 nt
Organism: Oreochromis aureus
Lineage: Eukaryota; Metazoa; Chordata; Actinopteri; Cichliformes; Cichlidae
Product: rho guanine nucleotide exchange factor 19
Exons: 12
Coding region: 182-1795 (537 amino acids)
Biological process (GO): activation of GTPase activity
Cellular component (GO): cytoplasm; nucleus
Molecular function (GO): guanyl-nucleotide exchange factor activity
Source: RefSeq, a predicted model, not a curated record